AUGGGCAAAAUAACUGUUCAGUUCUUCCCUUGGGGAGGAGUUUGACAGUUCCCAGCGCAAGGUUUCCAGAGGACCCCACUUGGCCUAAGCCAGGCUCAGGAAGACAGACACCAGUCCAGAUCAGGUCCGUCCAGCCACAACUUCUGUUAAAGCCCAGACCUCAGGCUGAGGCAAGGUGGGCUGCACCAUCGUCCGCGGGACACUGGUCUGGGCGGUCUCCUCAGCUGUCACGGUGUGAAGAAGCCAGGCUUGAAGACCCAGGGCGCCGCUGGGGGCAGCUCCUGGGGCCUCCGGAGGCCAGCCCUAAGGGCCCAGUGCGACCCGAGCGACCUUCCCGUUCCCGCCCCCGGACGCGGCCCGGUUGCCUGCAGGCCUCACCCGGGUGUGGCCGCCGCUGCUCAGCAGAGCCUUGGGACUAGGGUCUGGCGUGUCGUAUAUUCAGUAAAUUCCGGCUGCUCAAGCUGCAUCUGCAUUUGAAUGUGCUCAGCCUGGUGUUCUCAGCUGUAAAAACCUUUUCAAAGCUACAGAAACUCUUAUGGAAAAAAUAAACAACUGGGAACAAUGAAGUUCCUUUUCUUCAUGUUUGGCGUCAUUCACCUUUUAUCCCCAAGUUCUGGAAAAGCUAUAUACAAGAAUGGCAUUUCUCAGAGAACAUUUCAAGAAAUACAAAAAGAAGUAGCCAGCUAUGAAGAUGUUGCUAAAGCAAUUAUUAACCUUGCUGUUUAUGGUAAAUGCCAGAACCGGUCCUAUGAGCGUUUGGCACUACUAGUUGAUACUGUUGGACCCAGACUGAGUGGCUCUAAGAACCUAGAGAAAGCCAUCCAAAUCAUGUACCAAAACCUACAGCAAGAUGGUCUGGAGAAUGUCCACCUGGAACCAGUCAAAAUACCCCACUGGGAGAGGGGAGAAGAAUCUGCAGUGAUGCUCCUGCCUAGAAUUCACAAGAUGGCAAUUUUGGGUCUUGGCAGCAGCGUUGGAACUCCCUCAGGAGGCAUUACAGCAGAGGUACUGGUAGUAACCUCUUUUGAUGAACUCCAGAGAAGAGCGUCAGAGGCAAAAGGGAAGAUAGUUGUUUACAACCAGCCUUACACCAGCUAUGGGAUCACAGUGCAAUACCGUACACAGGGAGCUGUGGAAGCUGCCAAGGUGGGGGCUGUGGCAUCCCUCAUCCGAUCGGUAGCAUCCUUUUCCAUCUACAGUCCUCACACAGGUAUUCAGGAAUAUCAAGAUGGUGUGCCCAAGAUCCCAACAGCCUGUAUUACAGUGGAAGAUGCAGAAAUGAUGUCACGAAUGGCUUCUCGUGGGAACAAAAUUGUCAUCCAUCUGGAGAUGGGAGCAAAGAGCUACCCAGAUGCGGAUUCCUUCAACACUGUAGCAGAGAUCACUGGGAGCAAGUAUCCCGAGCAAGUUGUACUGGUCAGUGGACAUCUGGACAGCUGGGAUGUUGGGCAGGGUGCCAUGGACGAUGGUGGUGGAGCCUUCAUAUCAUGGGAAGCACUCUCACUUGUUAAAGAUCUUGGGCUGCGUCCAAAGAGAACACUCCGCUUGGUGCUCUGGACAGCUGAAGAACAAGGUGGAAUUGGUGCCUCCCAGUAUUAUGAGCAACAUAAGGUCAAUGUUUCCAACUACAGUCUGGUGAUGGAGUCUGACUCAGGAACCUUCUUACCCAUGGGGCUGCAGUUCACCGGCAGUGACAAGGCCAGGGCUAUCAUGAAGGAGGUCAUGAGCCUGCUGCAGCCCCUCAACGUCACCAAUGUCUUUAGUGAUGGAGAAGGAACAGAUAUUAACUUCUGGAUCCAAGCCGGAGUGCCUGGAGCCAGUCUGCAAGAAGACUUGUACAAAUAUUUCUCCUUCCAUCAUUCCCACGGAGACACCAUGACUGUCAUGGAUCCAAAGCAGAUGAAUGUUGCUGCUGCUGUCUGGGCUGUUGUAGCUUACGUUGUUGCAGACAUGGAGGAAAUGCUGCCCAGGUCCUGAGGAGAACAAGAAGAAAGGCCCUUGUCCUCAUUAGCGGGGAAUCCUGGCUUUGUGUCUUCAAGAUACCUAUCUUCACAAAACAGUGUUAUGCACUUAAUCUACAGGGCACAGCUUUCUCUAUAGUUUCUGUUAAUCAUCUUUUCUUGACUCUUUCUUACCUGUUUCUAGAAUAAGGCAUGAUACUCACUACUCCAUAGAAUCAGCACUCUGUGGGUAAUCACAAUUAAGGCAUUUGUUUAUACCACUUUGAAAAUAAACAAAUCUGUUUAAAGCCUC
Molecule: messenger RNA, 2253 nt
Organism: Myodes glareolus (Bank vole)
Lineage: Eukaryota; Metazoa; Chordata; Mammalia; Rodentia; Cricetidae
Gene: Cpq
Product: carboxypeptidase Q
Biological process (GO): peptide catabolic process; proteolysis; thyroid hormone generation
Molecular function (GO): metallodipeptidase activity
Source: RefSeq, a predicted model, not a curated record